This is a messenger RNA of Talaromyces proteolyticus, 2055 nucleotides long. RefSeq names its product putative peroxisomal membrane protein Pex17. Lineage: Eukaryota; Fungi; Ascomycota; Eurotiomycetes; Eurotiales; Trichocomaceae. The record is from RefSeq and is a predicted model, not a curated record. The transcript has 4 exons. Bases 1 to 2055 code for a protein of 684 amino acids.
AUGGCGACAGAACGCUCGCUCGCUACUCUGCUGCGGUCGCUCCAAACGGCUUCCGGGCCGGAGGAUGCUCAUGCCCUACUGCCGACCGCAACCAGCUUCCUCGCUAUCCUCACCAAUCCAUUGAAUGUGACGCUUCUUUCUUCGCAAUUACUAGCGUCGCCAGCUAUUUGGGACCAUCAGAUUGACUUGCACACGUGUCGACGAAUAUUGAGCGUUUUCAAUACCGCCGCCAUCGGCAUCAUACAGAACGAGGCUUCCGAUGAGCCCCGAGCGCCAUACGCGCGACGAGGGUUGGACCGAGAAGCCUGGGUAAAAGCUGUUGUGGAUGGGGCCGAUGAUAAAUCGCCAAGAUGGCGACAUUUAAUUCUUCUGGGUGGCGUCUUGCUCGGAUUCGAGGGACAAAACAGACAAGGAUUGCGACAUAACCUUCGAUAUAAAUUGGAAUCAGGACUCGUGCAGGCUGCACAGCUGGCACUUCAACAAGGCGAUGGACUGGAUGGAGUUGCUGGUUAUUGCAUAACCAUGAUAUUGAACUAUACAUUCGAACUUUUAUCCGACCAUCAUCGUAGUCAAAUCGAUUACAACCGCCUGCUGCCGUUGAUGCUUCAUUCAACUUUCUUUGCCAAUGAGGGACUCGACCGAGCAUACUUCGUGGGAACAAGUGAUCGCGAUAUUCUUGAAGGGAAUGACAAAAAAUUUGGGUGGCCUUCUACCUCAAUGACGUAUCAGCAUGUCAAGAGCGUAUCUUCCCGGCCGUUGGUCGCAUCUUUAGGGCCGUUGUCGCGGCUUAUCGCCCAUGCGAUGGAGAAUGUUACUGACCCAAAUAUCGUGUCUGAUGGAAUCAGUUUGAUCAAUGAUUUCGCUCGUACAUUACUAGUUCAGUGGCGCCAGAACAAACUGUCGGAGGUGGAUCCAUCGGAGGAGACCGAGUUUCUAGAUGCCGAGUCGUUGAAAACUACUAUCCCAGAACUUUGGCGGCUGCUUCGGUCGUUGAUGUUCUCCAUAGUCAUAAUCCUACGGGCCGUGCUUGGCAGGAUGCUGAAUGAUCGCGUGCUUGCUGCUGGCAGUGUGGCACCUUUUAUCGCUAUGCAAUCAUUACAUAUACUUCGUAACCUCUACUUCAUCACAUCGCGCAUUGGGCAAAACUCGUCGUCUCAAUAUUCAUUUGUGAAUCUCGUUGCUAUCGAUAUCCUGACGCAGUACCCGGAUCUGGCUGAGAACUUUCUAAGGACAAUCAAGCCCAUUGAACUGGGCCAUAUUCCGCAGCAUCCGUUAGAAAGAUGUCUCGAUUUAUUCUUUUUAAACACGGCCGAGCAUUUCACGCUAAUAAUAUCACCCCAAACAAGUGACGAGCUGAUUGUAUCUGCUGCAACUCCUUAUUUGGCGGCUGGUGGGAACAAUCAUCUCUUAGAGAUUUUUGAGGCAGCUCACAGUGUAGCCCUCGCCGUUUUCUCUGCGCCGCAGAACGCAGAUAUUGCUGCGAAGCAUCUACCCUUUUAUAUAGAUAACCUAUUUACGGUAUAUCCACAAAAUCUCUCCGUUCGUCAAUUUCGACUCGCAUUUAGAUCUGUCGUCCGCAUUGCAGCACCUCCAUCCCCGUUAGCCAGCAACCAGCCUCUCCUCGCACCUACACUCUUGGAACUUGCCCAUAAACGCGCCCUCGACGCAUCGUCGACCUUGCUACCUCCAUCCCUCCAAUCCUCCGAAGAAAACGCCCUAGAAAACCCCCCUCUACACUCUGAAAGAUCCGGCGUCAUUCUAGCCAUAAUCGACUCCCUGCCAUCUCUCAGAGUAGAAGAUCUCGAAGAGUUCCUGCCGUUGACUGCGCGGCUAGUUAAUACGAUCAAUGAACCGGAUGUCAAGGCAACCUGUGUUGAACGGUUCUGGGACGUCUUGAGUGGUGGUGAAAUGGAUGUUGAGCGGGCUAAUUUCUGUGUUACCUGGUGGUGCACUCGCGGCGGAAGAGAGCUUCUCCUUUUCGGCGAUCAGCCUGUACCUGAAGAGCCGGUCAUGAGUGGCGCGGUGGUUGACGUGGCGCGUGAAAGCAAAUUAUGA